This is a messenger RNA of Vicia faba (fava bean), 960 nucleotides long. The record is from the annotation of a GenBank genome assembly. Lineage: Eukaryota; Viridiplantae; Streptophyta; Magnoliopsida; Fabales; Fabaceae.
AUGGUUGUUGUUGAUAAAGAUGGAUCAGACAUACAUGUGAAGGUUCUAAAUGUUAUAGUCAAAGUUUAUGAUUUUGUCAUAAUAGUCAAUAACACUUUUUCUGACAAAAACAAACAUGAAAUCCCUCCUAAACCACUACAGUUCAAACCUUUUGCUGAUAUCGUCACUGGAAAAUGGAAAAGCAAUGUCUUGAUAGACGUCAUAGGAUUGGUCUCUGAGAUAGGUUACACUCAACUACAGAGCGAAAGUAAAAAACAACAAAUUAAUUUGGUGCUGAAGGAUUUGAGUAACCACUGUCUUAAUUGCACUUUGUGGGAGGGAUACACAAUGCAAUUCAACGAAUACAACAACGGUCAAGGAGUAAGGAAAUUUUCCAUUAUAAUCCCACAAUUGAUUUUAGAGGAAUAUUCAUCUCAAACUUUGACUUCACAAACACAUAGUUCCACACAGGCUUUUGGUUCUUCCCACAUAACCCCUUAUGAUAAACUGAUGUAUAAGGCAAUUGUUCUCCCUCUCGCAGAAAUUGUGAAAUUUCAAGCGGCAUGUCAUAAAUGUCCAAUGGUUGUCAGAGGAAGUCAACCGUCUUUUGUCUGUGGCAGUGGCCACAAAACUGAAACACAGAUAUUCGAAUAUAAAAUUUUGAUUGAAGCAGUCUACCAUGGAGCGAAAGCUACUUUUGUUAUAUGGGACCGCGAGGCUUUUCAACUUCUGAAACUUACUGCAGCACAAAUGCGCAACAACAUGCUUGAGGCUGUGAUAACUGACCCUCUGAAAUUUCCCUUGGCACUUGAUGCGUUGGUGGAUGAAACUCUCAAAAAAAAUUUAGAACAUUCAUUUGGCGAAGACUUGGACAUGGAAAUAACUUCUUAUAGUUUGUCUGAAUUGGUUACGCCGACUUUGGCAUCAAAAAGGAUUGUUCCCCACUGUUCAAAUGAAUUAUCUGCUUUGUCUCGGUGCUGA